UGAAUACACAAGUUUCAGCUAGAUUUAGAACGACAUUGCUUCGUUGUGAAAAUUGUAAGACGUGCCUGAAGUGAGCUUCACGUGCAGCCACAAACCGUUCAGGCAUGGGAGCAGCAGCAGCAGCCCGAGGAACAAGAAUAUAUCCACAUCGAAAGCCUGAUUCGACGAGGAAAAAAAAAACAACAUUUGCAUCUUGUUCUCGACUUCAAGUCAGUUGAUCUCAUUGAUGAUGACCAGAUACAUGAAAACGAGCGGUCUUGGUAAUCCUGAUAGAAUUCAUGAGAUUACGUUACAAUGAGAGUGUCGAUGAAAAGCUCUCAAGCCUUUCAAGGUUCAUAACAUGACAGUAGAUCAGAUUCAAGUCGAUCGUGAAAAUCUGAUCCUCAGAGAAAGGCAGGGUCCCAGCUCUAGAGAGUUCAGGGAAAUCGACACGUGAUACGACCGACCUUCACGAUGCGUCUCAACUCAGCUGUCUUUCCCGGUGAUCUAAGGUGGCGGCAUAUGUGCCAUAAAAGGCUGCAUGGGUAUCACCUAAUGAAAUGUUGGUGAAGAGUAAUACUGUUGUAUACGCUAAGUGUUUGCUUUGCCGACUGCAAUCACUUUGGUCGAUGCAAAGUUGGCUGGUCUCUUGUCUGUACAUGUUGCCCAUGGUGGAAUUAUUGGGGCCAGCCACUGUGCCAGAUUCAAGGCCCUUGCCACUUUGCCUAAUCUACUUGUUGGCCACUUUUUCUCGUUGAUAUAUGCAGAAUCAGCGACACUGAUGUCGUUCUAUGGCCGAAAGCACGUCUGGGAGCGAGCAGAGCUUUAGAACUUGGCCUGUCCCUGAGCUUGAGAGCCUGAGCUUGAGAGCUACGAUGGUAGGAUUGCAAGCUGAUGAAGUCGAUGCACUCCAAUUUCGCAGCUGGCUCGGGAGGCAUAAUUUGGACAUUGUUGCAGCAUGUGCCGCUCUGUUGCUGACGCUCAUCGUCAGACGCUUCUUCCGAUCCGAGAGGCUGAGACUAGCGCCUGGACCCCGAAAAUGGCCUGUGAUCGGAAAUCUGCCGAGCGUGAUGGGCACCACUCCAGCGCAUCUGAAUUUUCUCAGGCUUGCUGCCGAGUAUGGACCGAUUGUGCGUUUGGAGCUCGGCGCAGUGCAGAUUUUGGUGAUCUCGUCUGCAGAGCUGGCCAAGGAGAUUCUGGAAACGCAAGACCACAUCUUCGCUUCGCGUCCGAGCAAUAUCAAGGCAGAAGUCGCUUUCUUCGGCCGCGAUUUGCUCUUCGCUCCGUUGGGUGAUCGGUUCCGCUUGAUGAGGAAAGUUCUCGCCGUCGAGCUCUUAGGCCCGAAACGAAUUCAGCAAUUUAGGGAGUCGAGGAGACAGGAAGUGCUGUACACCGUCAAUCGAAUCAUAGAAGAAGGUCAUGGCGGACGAGAGCUCAUCGUCGAGGAAUUAUUGCAGGAAUCGGCCUUCUGCGUGCUGACGCGAAUGAUUUUCAACAGAACGUUCUAUUCCACGGAGCAGUACGAGAAAGAAGAGGAGAAUCAGAUGAAGAACAUCCACAAGCUCUUUUCUGCUCUGACUGCCAUGAAAACGUCGGGCAUCGGCGAUAGCUUUCCCAGUCUGCGCAAGUUCGACUUGGACGGAUUUGAGGGCCAGCUGACGAAGAUUCGGGUCCAGCUUGACACAUGCCUCUCGAAAAUCAUCGAGCAACACCGCCACAGAGCUGCAGCUCGGGCAGAUCCGAGGGCCGAAAGCUCUGAUUUCCUCGAUGUUUUGCUCUGCCUUCAGACCGAUGCAUCCCACGAAGCUCAUGGCUUUCCAGACGACGACAUCAAGGCACUUUUGCUCGAUAUUCUGCUCGCAGGAACGGACGCAACGAGGCUGUUGGUCGUUUGGGCGAUGUGCAAUCUGAUGAAGCACCCGCACGUAAUGAAGAAAGUCCAGCAGGAAUUGGACGAUGUAGUGGGCAGGGAAAGGCUCGUGGACGAAUCAGACAUGAAGAACUUGGCGUAUCUGGGCGCAGUGGCACGAGAAACACUGCGACUGCACCCUGGCUCGCCAGUGACAGUAGCUCACGUCUGCACCAAGGACACGCAAGUGGGAGGUUAUGAUGUCCGCCAAAACACCUCAGCCUUCGUGAACCUGUACGCUCUGCACAGAGAUCCCAAAUUGUGGGACAAUCCUUUGGAAUUCAGGCCCGAGCGAUGGCUGCAUGGCGAGCUGGAUCACAAGAGAAAGGAAUUCGCUUACCUUCCCUUCGGCGCAGGCCGCAGAAUGUGUCCCGGUAUGAAUCUGGGCUCGCUCGUCGCUCACUUCACUCUGGCUCAGCUCAUGCACACCUGCAAUUUCUCGCUUCCCGUGGGCAUGAAACCUGACGACAUCAGCCUGGCAGAGAAGUUCGGUGUGGUGCUGUCGAUGGCCCAUCCCCUCAAACUGCUCGUCUCACCUCGCCUUCCUCCGACCGCUUACACAGAGCAGGCGCCAUUGCAGGCCAGAAAGCAGUGCAGCUGAGUUUACAACCUGAGCUUCAUGUGUGAGCCCCGUGACUCACUUAAGGAUGGCCGGUUGUUAAUAGAUAUUACAGCAAAAUCAAUGGACUCGUGAUAUAAUGUGCAUAUUGUGAAUUAAAAGCUGCUCGAUAAUGACGACGAAAUUAUCAUCUUUCUUUCUUCAAA
This is a messenger RNA of Marchantia polymorpha subsp. ruderalis, 2653 nucleotides long. Lineage: Eukaryota; Viridiplantae; Streptophyta; Marchantiopsida; Marchantiales; Marchantiaceae. The record is from the annotation of a GenBank genome assembly.